AUGAGCAGGAGAUGCCAUAUGUGUAAAAUUUAUUGGAAAAAAGAUGGCAAUAUUUCUUUUCAUUCAAUCCCAAAAGAUCCUAUUUUUCGAAAACAAUGGAUAGAAGCAUGUAAAUUACAUGAAAUUGCAGAAAACUAUCCUGAUAAGUUAUCUUUAAUAAAAAUAUGCUCUAUGCAUUUUGGUGCUAACUCCUUUAUACCGCACAACAAUAACAGUAAUAGGACAUAUCUUAAAUCUAAUGCUGUACCAAGAUUGAAUAUAGAAAACAACAAUAUGGUUCUAGAAAUUGAAGCUGCACAUAAAAAUCCAAACAAGGAAUUGAACAGCAAUCUUCAUUAAAUCCUCUAAGUUAUAAAAUAAUAGAUCCGAAUAUGUGUGUUAUAAAUGAAAUUUCUGCAGUUGUAAAAACAGAAAAAUCAAGUAUAUUUAAUGAAAAUGAUGAGAACAAAUAAUAUGUACACCAGUAAAACAAACAGUUAAUGAUAAUAGCGUUACAGUCGAUAAUAAUGUCACGGAUACUUUCUUCAUAAACAAGAAACCAAAUUCGCAUUAUGAGAAUGCAGCAUAUGUAAGUCAAUUAACUGAAGAACACUUAGCUAUACAGAAAAGGAGGAAGGUUAAUUUAUCUUUUAUAAAAAGUAAAUUAAAGGAGAAGGAAGAAACGAUACA
Molecule: messenger RNA, 669 nt
Organism: Monomorium pharaonis (pharaoh ant)
Lineage: Eukaryota; Metazoa; Arthropoda; Insecta; Hymenoptera; Formicidae
Product: 52 kDa repressor of the inhibitor of the protein kinase-like
Exons: 3
Coding region: 1-339 (112 amino acids)
Molecular function (GO): sequence-specific DNA binding
Source: RefSeq, a predicted model, not a curated record